Molecule: messenger RNA, 2277 nt
Organism: Penicillium brasilianum
Lineage: Eukaryota; Fungi; Ascomycota; Eurotiomycetes; Eurotiales; Aspergillaceae
Source: the annotation of a GenBank genome assembly
CGAAGGCAUGUUAUUGGGUCAAUGUCAAUGCACUUAAUUUGUGCUACCUAAACAACUGCGAGAUCGCUGGGCGCGCCUGCCGCGAAGAAACAAAGCCACUGCCUGCCUGUCCGGUCCAGCUUCGGACUCUCUUCCUUUCCCAUUUAAACCACUCUUUCCUUCGCCUACAAUUACCCUGCCCUGCUUUUAUUCGAAUGUGAAUCAUUGAAUUGGUGCCUUUGACAAUUCAUUUCGCAACAUGCCGCUCUUCAAAGAAGCUCCUCCAAAGGUCCUCGUGCCCGAGAAGCUCUCGGCCGAUGGUCUAGCUCUACUACGGGACUCCCUCGAUGUCGACGAGCGGAAGGGUCUGACUCCGGAGCAGCUCCUGGAGAUAAUUCCGAACUACGAUGCCCUCCUCAUUCGUUCUGAGACCAAAGUCACUGCGACCGUGCUGCAGGCAGCUCGGCGCCUAAAGGUGGUUGCUCGUGCUGGUGUUGGGGUAGACAAUGUUGACGUUGAAGAGGCCACCAAGCUGGGAAUCGUCGUGGUCAAUUCACCUUCUGGCAACAUUGGAGCUGCGGCUGAGCAUACCAUUGCGUUGAUGAUGUCGAUGGCACGAAAGAUUCCCGAAGGCUGCGCCAGCCUCAAAGAUGGAAAAUGGGAGCGAAGCAAGUUUGUCGGCGUCGAAGUCAAGGGGAAAGUUUUGGGAAUCAUUGGACUUGGAAAAGUGGGCUUGACAGUAGCUCGUCUGGCCAAGGGCCUCAGUAUGACCGUCCAUGCGUUAGAUCCUUAUGCGUCGCCAGCUGUGGCAGCUUCGGUCUCUGUGACCCUGGUUACCUCGUUGCCAGAGCUGCUGAAAUCGGCCGAUUUCCUUACGAUCCACACCCCGCUGAUUGCAUCAACUCGCGGAAUGAUCGGCGAAGCAGAAUUGGCCCAGAUGAAGCCAGGCUCUCGCAUCUUGAAUGUCGCUCGCGGUGGCACCAUCGAUGAGGCUGCUCUACUUGCGUCGCUAGAGUCUGGACAUUUGGCCGGCGCAGCCGUUGAUGUCUUUACUUCCGAGCCUCCGAUUGCCGAUUCCACGGCCGCAAAGCUAAUUGCUCAUCCCAGAGCAGUGGUCACUCCACAUCUCGGUGCUUCUACCGUGGAAGCGCAAGAGAAUGUUUCCGUAGACGUAUGUGAGCAAGUGCUGGAUAUUCUGAAGGGAUCGCUGCCUCGGAGUGCCGUCAAUGCGCCUCUCAUUCUCCCCGAAGAGUACCAAAAGCUCCAGCCAUUCGUGCGCCUCGUCGAGAAAAUUGGCAGUCUAUACACUCAACACUACGCGGCGCUUCCUGGGGGAUCUAUGACUCGAAACACAUUCGAUUUAAUCUACCAAGGCGAAGUUGCCAGCAUCAAUAACACAAAGCCACUUUUCGCUGCUCUCAUCAAGGGUCUCCUCGCCCCCAUCAGUGGCUCCGAGGGAAUCAACAUUAACAUCGUGAAUGCCGAACUCGUUGCUCGUGAGCGCGGCAUUUUUGUCAACGAACAGCACUCCCGAGAUCCGGCCGACACCUCGUCGUACUCGUCGCUCGUCACGCUUGUGGCACGUCCGCCAUCUCGAGCUUCAUCUCGUGCACCCGGCCCUAUUGACUCUGCUGCUGGUCCUCAGCUAGCAGCCCAGCGCAUUAUCUCUGGUACUUGCUCUGGUGAUCAACCGCUCAUCACCCGCCUAGGCCGAUUCGAAGCAUCAUUCGAGCCGGAGGGUACCCUUCUUAUCUGCGAGAACUAUGACUCGCCCGGCAAGAUUGGCGUCGUGGGUAGUCUUCUCGGCCAAGAGGGAGUCAACAUCAAUUUCAUGACCGUGUCCCCGGUCUCGCCAAAGUUGGCAACUGGUCAUGACCAGACUGAGAGCAUUAUCUCUAGCAAAGACGGCAGCGCAGAUAUCGGGUCCAAGGAAGAUGUCCCCGGCUCUAAAGAGGCCCUCAUGAUAUUGGGUAUUGAUCGUGGCGUGUCGGCGCAGGUUACAGAGGGCUUGGUGAGGGAGGGCGGUGUUUUGAGUGCCUGUGCUGUUACACUCUAAGGUGUCCUAUGAGUUAUGAGUUUUUGGUGUUUUCGGGGUUUUGCUCAACGUCUCAUUAUGUUCGUUUCGUUAUUGCUACCUUUCAACCAUGGUAGUGCUUUGCUGGAGUGCUGCUAUAAUUACGAUGAUAAUUGACUUUAUGACCUCCUUUUUUCACGAAAGAAGACGGGAUAUCCUUACUCAAUAUGAACGAUUCAACCACCAAAGACAAUGCCAAUCAAGUUGACUUUUUCUCUCCGAUC